This is a messenger RNA of Trichogramma pretiosum, 4457 nucleotides long. RefSeq lists its product as uncharacterized. The transcript is spliced from 2 exons. The coding region runs from base 163 to 3084 and encodes 973 amino acids. The record is from RefSeq and is a predicted model, not a curated record. Lineage: Eukaryota; Metazoa; Arthropoda; Insecta; Hymenoptera; Trichogrammatidae.
CUCUCAUUUACACUAUUUUCCUCCGCGCUUACAAAAGAAAUUCAAAAUCAUACUGUUUCGCGUAAUAAUACUGAAAAAACGUCGAGUGUUUCUAGUUAAAUUUCUUAAAAAAUUAUUGUAAAACAAUAUGUGCACAUAAUUAAAAUAAUCAAAGUUACAAAAAUGGAAUUUUGUCACGCAGACGCAGUAUUACCAACGCCGCCAGUACCACCUCGUCGUAAAAAAAAUAAAGCUCGACCAAAGGAACCAAUUUCGCUUCCAAUAAAAUCACAAUUUUCGAGUUCUGGGUCAAAACGCCGACCAGCUCCUGCACUUCCUCCAGCUGCCUCGCAAAAAAUAGGAAGAACAACGACGUCGUUUCAUCCAAACGAAGGUCAUUCAUCUAGCACUGGUUCAAGUAGUCUACAGUACGCACCCGAAAGCUUGGAUUCGACAGGAAGUAAUAGUUUGAUAAGUUGUCCAGUAAAAGUAGCACCUAGUAAACCACAACGUAGUCCAAGAAAUAAACAUGCAGAAAAUUCGAUUCGAAAUGAUGUGCAAAUCAGCCGAGUUAAUUCGCCAUUUAUCUCGUCUCGAGAACCGAGUCCUUACCCGCCGCUAUUAUUUACGUUAGAAGAUUAUGAAUCUGUUAUGGAGAAAUCUUUAACAGCUCAAGAGAGUCUUAUAGAAAAGAACGUUAACAACCACAAGUCUUUGGAAAUUAAGUCUGAUUUGAAGGAAACAGAGGUAGUAGAAGAAAUCUCCCUUCCAACAGAGAGCACAAGUUUACCGAAUAUGCAAUUCAGUAGUGAAAGGGAGGAAUUUUAUUUUUGCAUAACAACGACCGAUAAGCCGUUUCAAAAAAAUCUCGGUAGUUGGGGAUUAUCGCUCGAUGACGAUACCAUAGAUAAAUCGGAAGAAGAACAACAUUCAGGUGCUCAUAUAUUUGAAGAUUACAUCGAUCGUAGCAACCGAAUGAAUGCCAGACCAGACUUAUUUUCUAAAGAUUUCACUUCCCUUGAAGAUGUUUCGACUGAGAGGACGGCAACGAGAGUUCGAUUUGUCGUAGAAUCUCCGAGUACAUCUACUCCCGAUGCUGAUCUUAUGGACGACGGAAUAACAUACAAAGAUUUCUUUGAAAAAAAAUUUGCCGAAGCUGAACGUUCGACGGUCAAAUUGACUGAAGUAACAGAUGAUGACGUAAGUGAUUUGGAAAAUGACUCUUGCGAUGAUAAAAAUUUUAAUGAAAAUUCAGAAGUGUUGGCAGAUAAUAAAAUCGAGCCUAAAAUACAAUUUCAACUUGGUCCAAAAGUCGAAAAAUCUCGUUAUGGUGAGUUAUACGUUGAUGCAGAAAAAGAUAGUGAACAAGAUAUUAGCGGUACAGUGGAUGUAAGGGAUGAAGUUGACAAUAUACUAAAAUUAUCAUUGGAAACUGAUGAUGCGCCCGAAGAACAAAUUAAGCCGAAUAAAAAAGUGGAAGAAAAUAAAAGUUGCAUAGAUUGUGUUAAUAAAAGUGAAAAUAAAAUAUAUAUUCAUCCAUCGCUUUACCAUUUAUUAAACGAUGAUGAAGAUUGGGAACAAUAUAUCGAUGAUACAGUAGAUGAUGUAAAAUCAGAUAAUGAAUGCGACAUUAAAGAAAUUAUUGAUGAUCUCAAAUGUAACGAGACAAGCAGUGAUAUUAAAAAUGAGCAAACUAAUUCAUCAGAAAAUCCAGAAAAUUCCGAGAUACAAUCAGUUUUGAAAGAAGAACAAGGGUUGUCAGAAAGUAUACGUCGGAAUGUAUUUCUAAAUACUAUGUUGGACGAUCAUAAUUUUGAAAAAAACUCGUUGACGGAGAAAAGUGCAAACUGUGAAGUGAUAGCCACUCACCCUAAACCGGCACCAACUCCUUUUACGACGGACGAGCAAAACUCUGAACAGUUGUCUGAUGCAAUUUUAGUCACAGAUGAAGCAGUGCCAAGUAACAACAGCAAGAAGAUUACAUUAAAAGAAACUGGCGCGCCGCCAAAUUCCCAGAACAAAAUGGAAACGUUACCAAGCGGUAAUAAAUCAGUUGGAGAAGCUAGAAGCGACAUGCUGAACGAGCUCUUGACGAACUUCGAAUCGAUUAAACUGAAAUCGGUCAAAAAUCUAGUCGAUAAUCUACCGAUUAGUUCGGAAGAGACGCAAAAAGACACACCUCCGAUAAAUUCAGUGACACAAAAGACUGAUGUAGCCCCCGACGCAACGGAAAUCUUUGUUCAGAAAACUACUACUAGCUUACGUUCUCGAUCGAAGAAACCUGCAGUAGCGACUGAGAGCAGAGGUACCGAUCCGAUACCGGACGUACCGAGUGCCAUAAUCGAUGAAACUCUCAAUUCUCAGCGUAGUGAUAACGACAAUAAGGCCAUGGCAACCGUAGACUGCAAUGACCAAUCCAGCGAGUCUAUAUCCAUAGCUCCCGGUAGUGUAAAAAAUUUCGUUAUGUAUUACGAGAUUCAUAGCGAGCUGAGCACUGUAUAUAAAAUGGAAGAAAGCGCCUUUAGUAGGCGCAAGCACGAGCUCGCCAAAGAAUACAAAAAGCUGCAGCAAGGCAGCGAUAAAAAAUCCAUCAAAUCUGGUGAAAAGGUUAAAAGCAAAUUGCCCAAUUUGCAAUUGCUACCCGAUAAAAAGAAGAAAAAUGACAAAGCAGUGGAGAAUACGAAAAGCAAAAGUAAGGUUGUGGAUCACGUCCCGACGCCUUGUUUGAAAAACGUCGUUGCCAACCAACCCAAGUCGGAGAGGAAAAAGAGCGUGCAAUUCGACGGCGAAUGCAAAGUUAUCACUCCGAGAAAAAAAGACAAGAAGAAAGACGAAGAAGAGGGUACUUUUUCGACGUUUAUCGGUGGGAUUAGGACGAGACUGAAAAGAAAUGCCCCGGCUAAACCGGAAGCUAAAAAAGCUGAAUGUUCGAAAGGAUUGAAGUUAGACCCGUGCCCGGCUGAGGCUGCAGCCAUUAUUUGUAUUCAGAAGUCUCCAGAAGCGCAUGCAUUAAAAUAUCCAUCGAUAUCAGGUAACAGAAGCUUUCUACCGCCCAAUAAGACCUUGCCAGACAACCAAACCAUUGUGUUUUACUGCACUGUAUAAAAAAGUAGAUUUUAUAUGAGGAAAAACUUCCUAAAAAUUCCUACACAUAAACUACUAACGUAGAAAAUCGGAUAGUAGCUAAUCGAAUGCAAAUAAAGCUUUUAUAUUAAUUUAUUAUUUGUAUUUUAUAUUAAUACGGAUGUGCAUGUACUGCUGAGAUGUUAUUAUAAACAUUAUGAUGUACGUAAGUGUAAGUUAGACAGCGCUACAAAUAGGCAAAAAGUUAUAUAUGAAGCGACUUUUUUUUAAACUCCGAAACUUAUGCGUACCAUUGUGGAAGAUAAAGUUCUUGAUUCCUCGUGAUAUGUCUCGUAAUAUAAUGAAAAUAUUUUAAUUGUUUGUAAAUAAUAAUAAACUAUUAUUUAUGUAAGUGUAAUUAUAUAGAAUCUAAAAAAUGUAGCUGCUGGCAGAUAGAAUAGGUUUUAUCAAUCGAAAUAUUUAACGAUAAAUAUAUUUAAUUACAGAUCAUAACUAAUCUGUUUUAAAAGUAAACCGAUAUUAUAAGAAAGUUCAUUCGUGCAAUUUAAAUGAGAAAAUAAACUAAUAGAAUGUUACGUAUUUAUUUCUACUAUUACGUGCCUCUUUAUAAGUAUUAUUACUCAUUAUUGUUUGUUAUAUUAGUUCAAUCUAGCGCUAGUGUUCGGGUCUAAAAAUUAUUAAGAAAUGAUAUUCUCCGAAUUUUGUAUAGUUAUGAUCAAAAUUUCAUGUGUUUUAUGAAAAUGUUAUAAAAGGACGUUAGCACUGAAAAUAGCUUUGCUCGAUAUAAGUAAUUAGCGAAAUUGUCUGAAGAUGGUUCUGAUAAUAUAAAUAUAUUUUUGUUUUAAUGAGUACGUAUAAACCAUUUGAAUAUAUGAUUGAAUUUAUGAGAUGAAAAUGCAAAACUGUACACGCAUUCAUUACACUAAUCAUACGCGCAAGCUUGCUUCGUAUGAAUUUGUCAACUCAAUAAGUACGUCUGUUUGACAAAAUGUUUUCGAGAAAAUUGCAUUUAUAUUAUGAAACGAGGAACGGUACAUGAGAAGACCUUUGAUCGAAAUUUUUUAUAACUCGAUGAUGAUUAUAGAACUUAUAUACUUACAAUAAAAAACAAUUCGUACAUUAGUCAAGCACAUUUAAUUGAAGCGAAUUUUGUAUAAACUAUAUGCAAUAAUUAUUCUAAAUGCAUAAGCGACUCUGGAAUUGAUGAACGAAUUCUGAAAAGUCAUGAUCGUAGUUGAAUUAUCUUUAAAAAUAAUACUUGCGAGCAUUUAGAGUUGUGAGUAUGAAGCAAAAAUUUAAUGUUUAAUUGGAAUGUUAUAACUUUCUCUCAUGAAUCAUAUCGCUUAUUCAUUAUAUCACAGCAUAAUUGAAUAAAAAAUUAUUAAUUUCACGAU